This is a messenger RNA of Arabidopsis arenosa, 485 nucleotides long. Lineage: Eukaryota; Viridiplantae; Streptophyta; Magnoliopsida; Brassicales; Brassicaceae. The record is from the annotation of a GenBank genome assembly.
AAUUUUCAUUUUUCCAAGAGAAGAUUUUUUCUCUCUCCGGCAAAAAGGAAGAAGAGAGCUACAACAAUGCCUCCUCGCACGGAAAAGGAUAGAAAAAACCCGAGGCUCCCACCGGAGGUGACUCGCCUACUCUACGUUCGUAACCUUCCCUUUAGCAUAACGAGCGAAGAUAUGUACGAUCUCUUCGGAAGGUACGGCGCGAUUCGCCAGAUUCGAAUCGGUUGUGACAAGGGCACAAAAGGCACGGCUUUCGUUGUAUACGAGGAUAUCUACGAUGCCAAGAGAGCUGUCGACCAUCUCUCUGGCUUCAAUGUAGCGAAUCGGUACCUUAUCGUGCAGUAUUACCAACACGCGAAGAUGAGCAAGAAGCUUGACUUGAAGAAGGAAGAAGAGGAGAUUACUAAGUUGCAAGAGAAGUAUGGAGUCUCUACUAAAGAUAAGUAAUCGAUGUUCUUGUGGUCGUUGCUGCGAUUUAGGGUUUUUUU